CAGCACUGUCAGCCAAGCCCAGGAGGAAAAGCCAGGCCUAGCCUCUGCCCCAUUCCUGUUCCCCACCUGUCUCUACCCCUGUCUCUCCUUUCCCUGGUUCUGCCAGACUAUCUCCCUGGGCACCAGCCUCCCCACCCACCCCUGGAGGGCGGGGCUUGGCUGCACCCACGUGUGGUGGAGUUAAAUGCUCCUAGCCGGCAGAGGAGCUAGGGAGUGUGGCACUGAGCCGGCUCAGGCAGAGACGCGGCACCAUGGCUAGCAAGAAAGUCUGCAUUGUAGGCUCCGGGAACUGGGGCUCAGCCAUCGCCAAGAUCGUGGGUGGCAAUGCAGCCCAACUGGCACAGUUUGACCCAUGGGUGACCAUGUGGGUGUUUGAGGAAGACAUUGGAGGCAAAAAGCUGACCGAGAUCAUUAACACACAGCAUGAGAAUGUCAAAUACCUGCCAGGGCACAAGCUGCCCCCAAAUGUGGUGGCUGUCCCAGAUGUGGUUCAGGCUGCAGCGGAUGCUGACAUCCUGAUCUUUGUGGUGCCACAUCAGUUCAUCGGCAAGAUCUGUGACCAGCUCAAGGGCCACCUGAAGGCAAACGCCACUGGCAUAUCUCUUAUUAAGGGGGUAGACGAGGGCCCCAAUGGGCUGAAGCUCAUCUCCGAAGUGAUUGGGGAGCGCCUCGGCAUCCCCAUGAGUGUGCUGAUGGGGGCCAACAUUGCCAGCGAGGUGGCUGAUGAGAAGUUCUGUGAGACAACCAUUGGCUGCAAGGACCCAGCCCAGGGACAACUUCUGAAAGAGCUGAUGCAGACACCCAAUUUCCGCAUCACCGUGGUGCAAGAGGUGGACACAGUAGAGAUCUGUGGGGCCUUAAAGAAUGUAGUGGCCGUGGGGGCUGGCUUCUGUGAUGGCCUGGGCUUUGGCGACAACACCAAGGCAGCAGUGAUUCGGCUGGGACUCAUGGAGAUGAUAGCCUUCGCCAAGCUCUUCUGCAGUGGCCCUGUGUCCUCUGCCACCUUCUUGGAGAGCUGUGGUGUUGCUGACCUGAUCACUACCUGCUAUGGAGGGCGGAACCGGAAAGUAGCUGAGGCCUUUGCGCGUACAGGAAAGUCCAUUGAGCAGCUGGAGAAAGAGAUGCUGAAUGGGCAGAAACUGCAGGGGCCCCAGACAGCCCGGGAACUACACAGCAUUCUCCAGCACAAGGGCCUUGUGGACAAGUUUCCCUUGUUCAUGGCUGUGUACAAGGUGUGCUACGAGGGCCAGCCAGUGGCUGAAUUUAUCCGCUGCCUACAGAAUCAUCCGGAACAUAUGUGAGUGGAGUCAGGGCCCAGGCCAGGCCGCUUCUUUACCCCAAUGGAGACCAGCAGAAGCCUGAGGUACCUAGUCAUCAAGAUCUCCAGGACUCCCAGGGAACAGAGUCUUCUCAUCUUUUCACUGGAGGACAGGAGGCUAUGGGGCCCAGAUACACACUUGGAGAUUCUGAACUGUCAAGUCACUGGCAGCCUCUUGCCACCACAUUUGCCAGAAAUGCAGUUGCCCUGUCCCUCUCCAGAUGUAGGGCUUUCUCCUUGUCCUCUGGGAGGGGUGGAAUCAAGCCCCAGUGUUGCCUGCUUGGCGGGGUGGGUGGGUGGGGUGUUAUGUGGGGAAGGGUGGAGGGAGAGGGUGGCAGGGCAGGGGCUGCCAGUGGCUGUCUCACACAGACCAGGAAUCCUGUUAAAGGGCUGAAGAAAUAUCUUAGCCACAGCAGGAAUGAGGCAAGGAUUGUCAGGGAAGGGUCUGGGCUUCUGAGCUGAUGCAGGCCCCAGGGACCCCUUUGCUGACCUUUGCCAGGACCCACACAGUUUCAGUGGAUCUCAGUGUUUGUUAACAAAAUACAAAGAUCUCAAACAAUCCCCUUCUAGCUUCUCCUAGCAACAUCUGCGUCCUCAGAAACCUCUGGUCCUCCCCUUUCCUUCUCCCCCAGGCUGCCCUGGCACCCGAGUUGCUGCCAUGCUGGCAUCUCUAGCUGGGUGGCUUGACAUUCUCCCCAGGGACUUCCCGGUUCCUAGUUCUUUGCCAGCUCCUCCCCGUUCUGUGUGACCUUUCCAAGCCUUCCCUCACCCUCCUCGCCAGCACCCUGUUUGGGGGGCAGGAACUUAAUCUGCUGACAGAGCUAUACCUUUCACAGCAGGCUCAGAUCACUGGGCUCCCUGUGACCUUUGUGUUCGCCCGGCCUCCCUUCUCAGUAGCUCUAGCUGGGGGAGGUGUCAGCUGGGCCCCUCCUGUGCUAUCUCCCCAGAGGACAUCCCUGACUCCACCCCUUUCCUCCUCCCAAACCCUGCACCCCUUCUUCAGACUGGCCAGGGUAACCAGCCAACCCGUGCCUGGCAUCUGGAAGCCAGCAGGCCGGAGGGUGGCCCAAAGGCUGACGAAGGCUAGGGAAAGGUGAGCAGGUGGGUGGGUAUCAAUAUUCCAAGGGCAGCUCUUUGCUAAAUGAGGGCCUCCUUGUGAGGUACUGACCACACCGGCACCUCAGUAGUUGGGAAACUUAGGAGGAGGAAGAAAAUGAAAACCACCCUACUCCCUGGGGGUGAGGGAAGAACAGGAGCGGGGGAGGAGGAGUGUGCUCUGCACUGGCCUUGCUCCAGGAUGGGGUGGCAGCAUUAGAAUGUCACAGGUCAGCAGCCUAGGCCUCCAGCUAUAAAUAAUCCGAGGGCCCGAGAGGCUCCCGCCCGUCCAGCAGGGGUCUCAGCUUCCUCUGUGGCAGCACCUGGCACACUGGCUCUGGCCAGCAUUAUGCCAAAGCCCUCCUACUCUCCAACGAACCAGGGAGGCGGGCUCCUCUCUGUGCCUAGCCCUUUAGAAUUCUGUCUAACAGUGAAGGGCGGAGCUGCCUAGAUCAGGCAGCAAGAGUGAGGGCCACAGUUACCCCAGGCCUGGCUGAGACCAGGUCUGGGCACUGAGUGACUUCAGAGCUGCCUCCCCAGGAGGUUAAGGUGGAGGCAAAGGGGAAGCUUCAAACACUUUUGCCUACUUUUGUUCAUCAGGUCCACCUGUCUACCCAAUAAAGCGUGUUUUUCCAGAAACA
Sapajus apella (tufted capuchin) is the source of this 3054-nucleotide messenger RNA. It is a transcript of the gene GPD1, whose product is annotated as glycerol-3-phosphate dehydrogenase 1. The coding region runs from base 252 to 1301 and encodes 349 amino acids. NCBI's taxonomy places the organism in Eukaryota, Metazoa, Chordata, Mammalia, Primates, Cebidae. Gene Ontology annotation, cellular component: glycerol-3-phosphate dehydrogenase (FAD) complex; cytosol. Gene Ontology annotation, molecular function: glycerol-3-phosphate dehydrogenase [NAD(P)+] activity; protein homodimerization activity; NAD binding. The record is from RefSeq and is a predicted model, not a curated record. Gene Ontology annotation, biological process: glycerol-3-phosphate catabolic process; carbohydrate metabolic process. The transcript is spliced from 8 exons.